Molecule: messenger RNA, 876 nt
Organism: Hansenula anomala
Lineage: Eukaryota; Fungi; Ascomycota; Saccharomycetes; Phaffomycetales; Wickerhamomycetaceae
Product: SDR family oxidoreductase
Exons: 1
Coding region: 1-876 (291 amino acids)
Cellular component (GO): intracellular anatomical structure
Molecular function (GO): oxidoreductase activity, acting on NAD(P)H, oxygen as acceptor
Source: RefSeq, a predicted model, not a curated record
AUGACAUUAGGAGACUCAGCACAACCACCAUUCGUUUCAUACAUCUCUGAUGAAUUCACUGAUGAACUACCUCGUCCAGCUCCAAAGUUACAGAAAAACAUCUUUGAUAACUUUUCAUUGAAAGGUAAAGUUGCAGUGAUCACUGGUGGUGCAAGAGGUAUCGGGUACGCCAUUGCAGAAUGUUAUAGUCAAGCAGGUGCAGAUAUCGCCAUCAUUGAUUAUAGUAUUGAUACUGCUAAAGAAAGUGCAAAAUUAUUAUCAUCUCAAUAUUCAAAUAAAGUCGAAGCUUAUUUUGUUGAUGUUAGUAAUGAUAAAGAUGUUGAUGAUGCAGUUAUUCAAAUUGAAAAAGAUUUUGGUACAAUCGAUAUCUUUGUUGCCAAUGCAGGUAUUGUUUGGACUGAUGGUUCAAUCUUAAAUUCUCAUUUAGUUAAUGGUCCAGAAAAAUGGAGAAGAUUAAUAGAUGUUGAUUUAAAUGCAGUUUACUAUUGUGCUAAAAGUGUUGGAAGAAUCUUUAAAGAAAAAGGUUCAGGUUCAUUUAUUAUUACUGCUUCAAUGUCUGGUCACAUUGCAAAUGUUCCAAAUUAUCAAACUUGUUAUAAUGUUGCUAAAGCUGGUUGUUUACAUUUAGGUAGAUCUUUAGCAGUUGAAUGGUCAGGUUUUGCAAGAGUUAAUACAAUUUCCCCAGGUUAUGUUGAUUCAGGUUUAUCUGAUUUCUUACCAAAAGAAGUCAGAGCUAAAUGGUGGUCAUUAAUUCCAAUGGGUAGAGAAUGUUUACCACAAGAGUUAGUUGGUGCCUAUUUAUAUUUAGCUUCUGACGCUUCAACUUAUACUACUGGUUCUGAUAUUAAAGUUGAUGGUGGUUACACAGCUGUUUGA